CGUGGAUGAAGUCUGUUCGAUGCUUCGUGCAGGAGGAGAGAAGAAGCUGCACAUCGGUGGGCUCCACUUCAAAACGUGUCACAGACCACGACCGUGCUGCAGGAGGCCUCUGCAAACGCUGCGCUGCAAUGAUCCCAUUUGACACGGCGGAGAAGAAGGUUACAGGUGGGGCGUGGUUUGAUAUCUCGCUGAAUUAUCUCUAGGCAGCCGCCAACAAGCACCACAAAGCCUGGUUCUCAAGCUAUUGUCGUCUGUGAGAUGAAAAUGGACCAAAAGUGGAUUCAGAUGCUGGUGAUUCUGGUGUUUUAUCAAACGAGUGCCUCAGGAGCUGGUGACAAAGUCGUAGAGGGGGGGACAGUCGACAUCAAGUGCAAGCCUGUUGAAGUGUGCAACACGGCCGUCUGGUUUCGAAUUCUGGACAGAUCAGGGAUGGAAUUCAUCGCUUCUUUCGGCCGAAAUGGCGACAAAAAGGGCCCGACUCCUCUCUCCCCAAACAUGCAUUACUCGAAGAUGGAGAACAACAUCCUGACGCUGAAGUCCUUCAGCAAAGUUCGGGACAGCGGCGACUACGGCUGCGCCUGCAUUAUAGGCAACGAGCUGAAAUUUGGCAAAGUAACUCGACUGAUAGGAGAGGAAACAGCUGUGGUCGCGACCAGAGCUCCACUGGUCACCACUGGAAACCCACCCACGACCACCAAGGCCUGUGUUUGUGAAACCAGUCCUUCCAUCUAUUGCUCAAUAAUCAUUCUGGGACCACUGGCCGGCGGCUGCGGCCUUCUUCUUCUCCUCCUCAUCAUCACCAGCCUGUACUGUAACCAAAUAAGGACGCGGAGAUGCCCGCACCACUACAGAAGAAAGCCGCGUACGAUGCCUCCUGGAAAACAGAUGAGGAACAACCCACAUGUUUAAUCUCAAUGCGGCUGUUUUGUUUCUUUUAACUGUGAUUAUUAGUUAUUGUUCCUAAAAUAAUCUUAUUUACAGUUUAAUUACACUGUGAAUAAUUUACUGGCAAGUUAAAACAUUUUCACUGUGUGUGACAGAAAAUACAAAACAGGAAUCUUUCAAGUCAAAUACUCAUCAGACUUUGAAAGCUUUUCAUUGUCAACAUUAUCUGCGUUGUGGUUUUACAGUCGACCGAGCCGCUCUGUCACUAUCACUGUGUUCUCUUUUACUCAAAUAAAACCUUUUGAAGUGUUUACUUAUCCAAUCACUAUCAAUCCAGAUAAUAAAAAAUAAAA
This is a messenger RNA of Hippoglossus stenolepis (Pacific halibut), 1238 nucleotides long. RefSeq names its product CD8a molecule (gene cd8a). NCBI's taxonomy places the organism in Eukaryota, Metazoa, Chordata, Actinopteri, Pleuronectiformes, Pleuronectidae. The coding region runs from base 259 to 909 and encodes 216 amino acids. The transcript has 6 exons. The record is from RefSeq and is a predicted model, not a curated record.